AUGGCUGAUGAGCAGUACAGCCUCGUCGCUGCGGUCUUUAAAUCGGCCUCGGCAGUUACCUGUAUCGCUGUGUCCGUUUUCCUACUGUGCCCAUGGAUUGCUUAUGCUAGAUUACCGUCGUCUAUAAAAUCGCCAAUCAAUGGAAGAGGGCCAUUAUCAGCACUGCGGGCAUGCUUGAAUGAGAUCACCGCCGGAAACAAAACCUCCACAAAAGGAUACGAAUUAUACUCCAAAAAUGGACAAUCGUUUGCAAUGCUGAACAUCAACUUUCGCCCUCAAGUUAUCCUACCUCCGGAGCAUGUGCGCUGGCUGGUCACCCAACCAGAAGAUAUCCUGUCUCAUGCCAAGGCCAGUGACGAUGCUGACGCGCUGGGGUACAUCUGGCCGUUGUUCGAUGCAUCAGCUUUACACUCCUUCGGAAAAGUCCUCCAGAGUGAUCUCACUCGAAAUGUCGUACAGACAGAGGAGGAUGUCUUAGUAGAAGUGCAGCACAUCAUGGAUGAGCUUGUUGGUCAGACAGAAUCUUGGAAAGAAGUGAAUAUAGUUCAUGUGUUCGAAAGGAUCAUGUACCAGGCGACGCAGCGUGUUUAUGUGGGACUUCCUCUCUGUCGAGAUACUACAUAUAACAAAUGUGUGAAAGGAUAUGCCCGCUCCCUGGGAACGGCCAUGGUGUUCGCGGCUCAGCUUACACCUUGGCCCCUCAGACAGGUUACAGCCCUGCUCGCAGGUCUGCCAGUUUACUAUUAUGUCCUUCGGGUCCGAUCUUACCUUUCCCCGCUAUUCAAGGAACGGAUGGAGCGGCUGAAGGCGAAAGAAGGGACAAAGGGUAAUUUACUAGAAGGCGAACCAGGGAACCUGAUUACCUGGAUGUCAAAUAGCGUGAUUGCCGGGGUCGGGCCCAAGUCGGUCAGCCCCAGCGCAAUGGUAACAUGGCUUGGAAUAUUGGCCCUCCUACCAACAGAUAAUCUCUGGACUACAUGUACAAAUGUACUUCUUGAUCUGCUUAGCUCUGAAUCAGCGCACGCUUACCUUGAUACCAUCCGCGAGGAAGCCAAGUCAGUAUUCUCUGCAAGCAAGGAGUCUGGUCAGCCGGUAUCACACGGAUUGAAUCAUAUCGACAGCGCCAUUCGGGAAAGCCUGCGGAUGAAUUCGCUAUCCCUGAGAUCCCUCCAUCGCCAGGUUGUACGUCGUGGGGGGGUUGUGCUACCUGACGGCCAGAGGGUCCCUACAGGGACUUGGCUGUGUAUUUUGUCCGGCAGCAUUCAGAGAGACGACGACUUCUAUGAUGAUGCACAGACCUACAGGCCCUUCCGUUUCAUUCCAAAGCUGACUGGGGCUGGGAGCGGCAAAGCACCGAUUUUGCCUUUGACGAAUGAGAAGUAUCUUAGCUUUGGGCAUGGGCGACAUGCAUGUCCCGGUCGAUGGUUUUCGUUCCAGGUGAUGAAGAUCGUGAUUGCAUACAUCAUCGUCAACUAUGACAUCCAGCCACUGGAGAAACGCCCGGACAAUAUGGUGUUUGCAGAUCUCAACAUACCCCACCUAUGCCACAUUGUUCGGAUCAAGGGGAGAGCAUGA
Aspergillus bombycis is the source of this 1575-nucleotide messenger RNA. RefSeq names its product cytochrome P450. The coding region runs from base 1 to 1575 and encodes 524 amino acids. Lineage: Eukaryota; Fungi; Ascomycota; Eurotiomycetes; Eurotiales; Aspergillaceae. Gene Ontology annotation, molecular function: monooxygenase activity; iron ion binding; oxidoreductase activity, acting on paired donors, with incorporation or reduction of molecular oxygen. The record is from RefSeq and is a predicted model, not a curated record. The transcript is spliced from 4 exons.